Messenger RNA from Drosophila hydei, 9647 nucleotides. RefSeq names its product serine/threonine-protein kinase par-1 (gene Nuak1). Gene Ontology annotation, molecular function: tau-protein kinase activity; protein serine/threonine kinase activity; ATP binding. The transcript is spliced from 15 exons. NCBI's taxonomy places the organism in Eukaryota, Metazoa, Arthropoda, Insecta, Diptera, Drosophilidae. The coding region runs from base 621 to 8798 and encodes 2725 amino acids. The record is from RefSeq and is a predicted model, not a curated record. Gene Ontology annotation, cellular component: cytoplasm. Gene Ontology annotation, biological process: microtubule cytoskeleton organization; protein phosphorylation; intracellular signal transduction.
UUUCGGUGCGUGCUAUGUGUUUUUCGGCUACCGCUUAGAAGUUGUGUAUUUUUAAUAAUUUAAAAUCUUACGCUCGUGUCAAUAGUCUACGCUCAGUAGCAGCACACAUACACACGGUUAAGAUAUUAAUUAAGUGUCAAAUUGUCGUUAAAAAUAAUCAAAAAAAAAUAGCUUUUGACGGUGAGAGAAAACGCCGCCUUCAAAAACGCAAUUAACCGUUAUAGUUAUUUACACAUUACAUAUUUACAUACAUACAUAUGUACGCGUAUACACGUACAUAGAUGCAUGAGUGUAAACGCAUUAUAUUUUGUAUGCCGCCUUUUCAAUAACAAUUGCUUAUGAUUAUUUGUGUACCAAUCAAACGGUGCAUUGUGUUUUGGUGUCAGUCUAAGCCUUUCCGAUGGCUGCAUUUUAAGAAAAUGGAAACAUUUGGCGGCCUUUGGGUCAACGAGCAGCUGCAACAAAAACCACUACUACAACAAAACGACGGCAGCUAGAAGAUACCGUGUGUGUGUGUGAGUGAGCGCGCAACAAGAACAACAGCAAAUAUCAACAACAAAUAACAGACGUAAUUGGCCUCGACAACAGACACAGCCACAUUCACAGUCGCAGCCAUAGCCAUGGUGAUAAGCAAACCCGAUUCGACGCCCAAUGGGACGGCGGCGGGCACUGGUGAUGCGGCCGCGGCUGGUCUGGAUGCUGCUGCGAACAGCAUGGCGCAUCGGUCGGGCAUACCACAGGAUCAAAUAGACAAUAUUAUGAGCGGCAUUGCCCAUACGGGGAACGUCAAAAUGAACAAUCAUCGCAAAAAGCUGCGACAAAGAUUUGAUAUUAUUAAGAAAUUAGGUCAAGGAACUUACGGCAAAGUGCAGCUUGGUAUUAAUAAGGAAACGGGCCAGGAGGUGGCAAUUAAAACGAUAAAGAAAUGCAAAAUUGAAGCGGAGGCGGACCUGGUGCGCAUCCGACGAGAGGUGCAAAUCAUGAGCUCAGUGCAGCAUCCCAACAUAAUACACAUAUACGAAGUAUUUGAGAACCGCGAGAAAAUGGUGCUAGUCAUGGAGUUUGCCGCUGGCGGCGAGCUAUACGACUACCUGUCCGAACGUAAGGUGCUAAGCGAGGAGGAGGCGCGUCGCAUCUUCCGCCAGGUGGCUACGGCCGUCUACUAUUGUCACAAACACAAAAUUUGCCAUCGUGAUUUGAAGCUGGAAAAUAUAUUGCUCGAUGAGCAGGGCAAUGCAAAGAUUGCAGACUUUGGCCUGUCUAAUGUAUUCGACGAUCAGCGCCUGCUCGGCACCUUCUGCGGAUCGCCGUUGUAUGCCUCGCCAGAGAUCGUGGAGGGCACACCGUAUCAGGGACCCGAGGUGGACUGCUGGUCCUUGGGCGUUCUGCUCUAUACUCUAGUCUACGGCUCCAUGCCGUUUGAUGGCUCAAAUUUUAAGAAACUUGUCAAACAGAUCAGCCAGGGCGACUACUACGAGCCGCGGCAGCCUGUGCGUGCGUCGACACUCAUUCGGGAUAUGCUGACGGUUAGUCCACAGAAGCGAGCCACUAUCGAGCAGAUUUGUUCGCAUUGGUGGGUGAACGAGAACGACAAUGUCUCGUGUCUUGAUUUGGCCGAGGAUUUGGCGAAUCAAACGCCGGUGCGUCUCGACGUGCUCCUAUCCCUGACACCGGCUGCGAUCACAGCCGAUCAACUGGUUGUGCCAUCGGCAGAGAGCUCGGCGGCCGCAGCAGCCGCCGCCAAGGCAGCUGCCAAUGAACGCGUUCAGCGCUCGCAUUCAGUGGGCUCAAUACGUGACAUAGGAGCGCCCAGCACAGAGGCAGAGCGUCGCAUUCUGGACAUGGUUGCUGCUGGUGGCGAGGCUGCACUUAUGCCAUCUCCUACGCGCACCAUAACACCCGCCCAGAGCCCCGUGCAGGCCAAGCGUAAGCUGCAGCCCACGGUAUCUACCGAGAACGCCGCUGGCAUCACGGCCAAAAAGAAGGAGAAGCCGGCCAACAGUUCGUUUGUCAUCAGCGAAGCAACAGUGCCAUCACUCGCACCACCAACACUCACAGCACCACUGACGGCGCCCCAGGCCAUGGAGACUGAGAGCGUUGCCCCUGCCGACGAGCAGCCAACGUCCACAACGGCGCCCAAUUACUCCCCACAGGAUAUGCAAAAAGUUGGCAAUCUAUGCGAGCAACUCAUUGGUGAACCAGUUGCACCACCCGCCAAUGCAGUGCCGCGGCAGCCAACACGUGCCAAACUGGAUGCUGUCGUCGAAGCACCCGAGGAAAAGGAUGCCACCAAAGUGAUUAAGAAAUUUGUGAACAAGCACAAGACCGCCGACCUGGUGAAUGCGAUCAAUGAGAGCGCAACCGGCAAGGCCACGCCCAGCGGCAAUGUGGUUUCGCAUCCGCUACCAUCGGCACCAUUUGUACGCAAGUGUAGCUUGCAGGAUGAGUCCACACUCAACAAGUUCAAUGCAGAGCGCCGGAAGUCGCGCAUUCUAGAAACAGCUGAAAAGUUUCAACCACCGCCGCCGUCGACAGCUCUAGCGCCGGAAAAGCCUAAAAAGCUGAGUAUUCCCGGCGUUAGCGUGGGCAGCUUUAAAAAGGAAUUCGAACGCAAAGCCACAAAUCCGACACCUGUGACCGGGCCCACCCCAGGCGAGCGUCGCGCUCAAGAGCAGGUGGCAGCCGCAGCAGCCGCGGCCCAAGAGGCGGAAGCGCAGGAAGCCUUAGGCACUCCACCAGCUUCGCCAGCGGUUACUGGUGCUUUAGAGGCAAGCGAUUCCAAGAACUCGGUGGCCUCAAUAUCGCUAGAAGAGGCGCGUCGCUCCAUGGAAAACUCGAUUGCGCUGCUGCGACAGGCGCAGAACGAGUCCAACAAGGAACUGGAUCAGCUCUGCGCCCAAACAGAGACAAUCGGCGUCAGCGAGCCAACGGCAGAUGAGCGCGAACGUAAGUUGAAGAAUGCGCGCGCCAUAAUCGGAAACGCCAUACAGCCGGUGAUACGCAGGCCAACACCAUUGUUUGGCAUGGGCAAUGGCUUCGGCAGCGGCGGUGUUGGGGGCGGUGCCGUGCCACCGAUGCGCACUGAAAGUGGCAUCAAUUUCAUAGGCAAUGCCAGCAGUAACAGCAGCAGCAGCAGCAGUUCAGCCAUCGCGUCCAUGAACGCCUUGGCAGCUGCUAAGCAAACAUUACAGCAACGUCUGUUUUCUGGCGGUGUGCCUGGACCGACGCCGAUGCCACAACGAGCGGUCAUUUGGCAGCCACAGACUGCGUAUAGCACGGCGAGCAUAUUCCAGCCGUUGGCCACAAGCAGUCCCUUCCGGCAAAUGCAGCAGCAGUACCAACAGAAGUGCCAGGAGGCUGUGCAACAGCAGCAGCAACUACGAUCGGCAAGCAGCACUUUGUUUACGCCACCGCCCUCGCCGCUGUACGCCCCCAGCCAUGGCCACGUGCAAGCCGGCAGCAACAUCAACAACAACAGCAACAACCCGGCGCCAAUUAUCAAUUACAAUGUCAGCUCGCGUACGAGACCAUUUCAUAAUCAAGCUCAAGACACUCUCAAUACAUCUGCCUUGCCUGCGGCUGUGUGGCUGAAAUCUUCACCUGGCGGAGAUGCGUCAGUGGGUGGCGCCGUAAAAACAUCGACCGCCUCCAUUACGCUCAAAUCGGCGACGUUGCCGCGCCGCAAAAUCAAUGCCAAAUCAGAGGUGCAGCUGGAGAUUAAGCCGCGCGUUCCAGAGCAGCCGCAGCCGGCGAUGCGCUUCAGCACCGAGAUGCAACAUCCAGUUGCCGACUUGCGCAGUGCGCCACCACGUGAGGGCCCCAUACCGUAUAGCCCCAUUAAGACCUCACUGCAGGCGCGCGCCACAAGCCUGGAGCCCAAGGAGCACAUCAUAACCAUACAGCGGCCACCCACACAACAAGUUUAUGGACGCACCAACUCCAACACCACAACACGCUCUGGUUCAUUGUCCCGUCAAUCCACUGCUGAAUCCGAGGCAGAAUCAACUGCCACCGCCACCAUGUCUCAGUCAACUGUUACUGGCGGACCGGGCAUCUCGCAGCCUAUUAAGAAGAGUCCACGCGAGUUCAUUAUACCCAUUGCUGUGGAGGGCGGUGGCUUUAUCACGCCACGUGAGCGCAGCAUUGAGCCAUCUGAGUCCGGUCACACAACCGCCUCCAGUCGCUCAACAUUCAGCCGACUGCGCCCAGCACAUCGGAUUGGAUCACUUCUCAGCGAAACCGGGUUUGAUGAGAGUUCGCCAUUCCAGAAGAUGCGCACAACCUCUAUUACUCGUGAUGGCGCUGACGAGGAUUCGCUCUUUACUCCGCACAGAUUAAGGAGCUCGAGGCCUGUCAAGAAAAUUAGCCAGGACAACGAUUCACAAAGUUCUGGCGAGGAGGAUGACGAAGAUGGCUUUGAGAUACUUACCGCGGAGAACCUAUUCUCGACUUUGCUGCAACGCGUGCGUGCGCUAACGAAUCGCAUGAACGUAAACAGUGACCUGACAGCCCGUUUUCCCAGUCAUUCUAGUCGCCUGCUAACAGACAUUUCGCGGCAGGCACAGGGCCAUAGGCCAUUCUGGAGCCAGAGCGGACCCUUCGGCAGUCGUCUGAACAGCGCCACCAACAGCAGCGGCCUGGGUGCUCCCUGGCGGCACAGCAUGUCUCGGGACUUGGGCAGCGAUAUGGAAUCGAUGUUCUCUCGCACGGGCGCCACGCUGCCAAGAGGGCAUCACUCCAAGAGCAGUUCCAGCAAGCCCAAAACAGCGCCAGGAAGUGCGGAAAAUGGAAAGGAGACUUUGAGUACAACGACUGCGGAUGCCAGUGGCGAGGAGCCACUGGAUCUGGCCGAUUUGGAUCUAUCGCGCUUGCGAUUGAGCAAAAAAGAUCUCGAAACACUGUCGAGCAUUACGCCAGGCUUGCCCAAGUGCUUCCAGGAGCAGUUGCUGGCCAAGCUACCGCCAACGCAGGCCCGCAAACUGUCUCGCACUCUGAGCGUUCAGAGCAGUGCUGCAACCACUCCAGCUAUCAAGGUGUACAAACGAAGCCAGAGCAGUGGCCGUGGCUAUCUACCGGAACAGCCCGAGGAGAAUAGCAUGAGCAAACCAUUAACGGAUGCACCGAAGACCACGUCGGCCAGCACAGCCAUCUAUCGGCGCAGCCUAAGUCGCGCGCCCAGCCAGGGACCCACCCAAGAUACGACUACAGCUGCGGUGGCCACCAAGAGUCGCAGCAGCAGCGUCUGUCGAGAUGACUAUGGCAAGUCCUCGCUCUGCAGCAGCAGCUACACCAGCGACAUCAAUGACAAGUAUAAGUACUACUCGCCAUAUCUAAGCAAGUCCAGCAAUACGUCAGCGUUGACCAAGGAGGUACCGGAAAAGCGUUAUAGCGCUGCUGUGGGGCGUCCACCAAGCGGCUACCUGUCGCCACCGCCACAAACUCCGAGUGUGGCCGUGGCCGUGACUGACGGCAGCAGCUCCUUGCGUAGACGCUCCUCGCAGCGCCGAAUCUCACGCUUUCUGCGGCCCGACUUCUUCGACGAGCCACGCGAGCGCGACUCUCAAAGUGUGCUCCGUGAGAUACGGGAAAAGUCUAGUGACCGCUUAGAAGCAGCGUCGGAUCUGCGCCAUCGCAAGCACAGCUUACCCAAUGUGGAGUCCGAAAUAGAGCCAAGUCCAACAAAACAGCACGCGCGCAAUAAGAGCAUGGAACAGUUUUCUGACUCCGUAGCGGAGCCACAGCACAUCGCACAGCAAACUGAGAAGAGACGAAGCCAAUCACGCUCACGUGAAAUAGAAACAGAACUCGAUAAACAUGACCUGGCCAACAAAAUACUGCAGGAGCUUCAGCUACUGUCCGCAGUGCGAACUCAAAAGGAGACCGAUCAGCGUUCGACCGCCGAGCAAGCAGCCGUCGAGGCACCUAGAGGUAACCGAACCGAAGAAACUUCCACCAUCAAGAAGUUAAAGAAAAUCAAAUCGAAAGAGAAGAGCAUUGAGCUAAGCAAUGAAUCCGAGGCUGGCAAAUCAAUCACAACAACAACUGCGACAACAAACCAGCUGGUGAGAAAAGUCAAGAAGGUAAUCAAGAAGCCGACGGAAGAAUCUGCGGCAACGCAGCCACUGCUCAGUGUGGAAGCACAGCUCAACGAGCAGCCCGCGCCAAUGGACACCAAAUUAAAGCGACCUAAAUCGUAUCCCAUGAAGGACCUGGCUCUAAGUCUCAAAGGUAACACCGAUUUGCCAUUGCCCCAGACGACAGCUGCAGCGCUGCAAAGUAAACUGCCCAGUAAAAUAGUCACGGCAACAGCGGAUGCGUCGGUUGAUGCAGCACCCAGAGAAAGUCGACUGAUGCGACCCAAGAGCUACCCAGCCACAAAGUUGGCUAUGCCCAAAGAUAUCAGAAAGGUGACGCGCAGCGGCGCGGCAAUACCUAGUAUAGCCGAGACUCCGUCAGCAACGACCACAGCAUCGAGUUCAAAGUCAACGUCGGAAGAGAAGUCGCUAUCAAACACGGGCUUAAUGAGCACAAUGACUGAAAAAGACACUGGAUCCUCAUCGACGGAACCACGUCCGACGACUCUUAAGAAAAUUGUAAAAGUUUCCAAGAAAUCUAAGCUGGUGCCACCGACCCCAGUGACUCCAUCUACACCCACAACCACAACAACAACGACUCCAGCGAACAGCUCCAAGGAGUCCAGUCCGGUUAUUAAGUCCAAGGAGAAGUCGCCUGAAAAGAAACCCAGCAAGGGACUGCUCUAUGCCAUAGGACAGAAGUUUGAGAAACUCCGGGACUCUGCCAUGAGCAAAGAAAAGAAAGGAAGCGUGUCCAGCACAGCUCUGAAUUGUGCACAGAAACAAGGCUGGUCAGAAGAGCGCAGCUCUCCAGAAAAGUCUUCGUCUACGAUACAGCGAAAGAAGAAAUCAAAUGAUGCGGAUAAGUCACAGGAAGCAGCUACAGACGACAAGAAGGUCGAUAAGAGAUCCCGCUUCGAUACCAUGCUCCGCUCGUUACGAGAACGUUCUGUUCCGCGCACGCAGCCCGCAAGCAGUGCCAGUCCCAAGCGAUCCGCCAGCGUAGAAGAGCUGCAUGCUGACAGCAACAGCAGUGGAAAGCAGAGCGGAACAGUUAACAAAAUGUUGGGUGGACUUUUGCGACGCUUCGAUCGCGACAGCAGCGAGCAACGACGCGUCCGGAGUACGCGUUCGUCCAGCAACAUUGAACGGCAGGUUCGCGAGGAACAGGACAUAUCCCUGCCGACGUCCCCCAUCUACCAGAAUGUGACCAAAACCAAAAACCCGGUUGUUGAGGAGAAUUGCAACUGCGAGACAAUAUGCCCAGACUGCAUACAGAACCAGGGUGCAGCCAUCGGCAGCACAGAGGCGCCAGCAGCUGUAACAGCGACAACGACGCUGACUGGCAGCAAUACUCAAAGCAACAAGGAGAAGCGAAAAGGUCUAAUGCUGGAUUUGAGCAAUGCGACGAGUGGCAGUACUUCGGGGCCGACUACAAGCACUGCAACAACCACAACUAAUACCAGUGGUAGCUAUCGUGGCGCUAAGACGAAUCCGGCGCUGAUCAAUGGCAACGGUCUCUACUCCAAUUUGCCGCCGUAUCCGGGUGCCAUGAAGAGCGCCUCCUCCAACAACAGCUCGAGUCAGCAAUCAAUGGAUAAUGCCACCAACAACAACUCGGUCAACACCAAUAACAACUGCAGCUCGCAGACGUCGGGCUAUCGCACCUCCUCCGCGCAUGAGAUCAAUCGGAAUAACCUGUUGACGCCCUCGUUCGAGAAUAUUGCCAACUACUCGUCGGACUCGAGAAGCUAUCAGGAUGACUGUGCCUCGACUUCCACGUUCAUGUCGCCCACCGAGGAGCCAGAAUUGUACUUUGACAACUGGUCCAUUUGCUCCGAGGACAAUUACAUGCUGCAUGCAACACCGUCACCGACUGUGUCCCGUCUCUCUCGCACCUCGCAGCUGUCAUCGCCCACACGCUGCUCGGAGAGCUCCGAUCCAAAUGAGAGUGUAAUUGAUCGCAUUAAGCGUCGCAGCUUCUACAGUCGCUUCAAUGAACAGAAGCCGCGGCGCACCAGCAGCAUUGUUGGUCCUUCGGCGGUUCGAGACUAUUAUCGAGAGCAACAAGCAGCAGUGAAAGCGCGCUCCAGCCAAAAGCUGCAUGCGCCAGAGGUGGAGACGCGCGCUCAUUCCCCGGACAUUACUCAACAGUUUUUCAGGCCAUUGAAGCUGAGUCCUGUGGGCACUGAGCUCAAGCCGCCAGUCUAUCGCUCUCCGCUGGACUAUUCAACAUCUGCAUCGGCGGGUGCAACAAGCAAGCCUCGCAAGAGUCUUAACGACAUUCGCAACACAUCGCCAUCGUUCCUAAGCAAACGCUAUGAGUCGCACGACUACAGCUCCGUGCCCAUGCGCUACAAGAGCUCCUCCAGCUCUAGCCCCAGCAAUACCGCCGUUGGCGGCAUUAAUGGCUACUACAACACAUACAAUCCCAAGCGUCGCUCCUCGUACACGCUGAACGGCACCCUGCCCUCUGGCACCAGCAGCAGCGCAGGCGCCAGCAGUCAUUUGGAUGGCUAUGCUACGCUGGGACGUCGCUCGAUACGACCCUAUGACCAUCGUACCAUGUCGCUACUGGAACCAGCAACAAGCGGCAGCAGUGCAGCUGGCACUUAUCACAGGCGAGAAGCCCGCACUCCAGUUCGGGACUACACAUCUAGCAUUUCGCGUUCUGGAUCGCGUUACCGUACCUCGUCGGCUACGCGCAGCCCUACAAACAUUUGAUGUUCCACACCGCAGAAUGGCUUCUGCAUCUUCUGCUACUACUCAAAACGGAAAAAGGCAGCUCAUGGCACAGCCAUGGCUACGCCGCCCAAUACAACUGCCUCCUCGUCAGCCUCGGCCUCAUCCUCGCGCGCCAGCAGUGGCGGCAUCAAGAAGUUAAUGCAAUCCGCACAAGCCCAUCAUAACCAGCAUAGGUUCUAGGAAAUCGAUCAAUUGAUGCUGCCUCGACAUCCCGACAACUUAGAUAUGAGAAAUUCGGAAUGCACCAAUUUAGGCAUAACUAAUUUUUGAUAUGUUUUAUAUAGCCAAAGUUAAAAUCUAGUGCAGGUUGCCUCGAGCUCUGCUUGUAGUUGUCCCAUUAACUAGUCAGAUAUACAUAGUAACGUUUCAGCUAACAACUAGACAUUAAAAGAAACCGUAGCAGCAUGAGACAAAAUGUUAUCCCACGGUGUUUUUAUGCCCAAUCAUACACAUAGUUGUCGCAUAGGAUUCUUCAAUAAUUGUGCCUUGGUUCCUUCGACGUUUUUAGAUUUAGCCCUAGACAUAAAGAUGAUUUAAUUUGUAAGCAGGUAAAGCUACGGGGGAGGGACAGUUGAGAAAUGUUAAUUUUUUAACGAAUAUUUUAGAAAUAUUUUAUAUGAUAUUAUUAAGAGCCCCGCGCCGAAAAAUGCGUUAAAAUUUUGUCAAUAAUUUUAACUAAAAUUUUUUGCAAAACAGUACUGAACGAUGAUUUGAGAAUUGGAAAGUUUGCGAUGGUAUUGAAACUAUAUUGGAGCCAUCUUUCGUUAACUAGAACUAUUGAUGUUAUUGCAAAAUAAUAGAAGAUACGUGUAGACUUAACGAGAGCAA